AUGGAUAAGGCACCUGACACACUGCAACCUUGCUCUGUUGAUAGUCUGGUGGACUUGUUACCAUCUAUUACCAGUAGUUCUUGUGGUAAUGAGUUUGAUAACCACACUAAAUGUCGUCCACAAGGUGUCAAUUGCUCAGGGUCAGGGAUACCGCUAGAUCGUCUGGUUAUGCCUUUAGCUUAUGAGUGCAUACAAUCUGAUAGGCAAACCAGCUGGGCAGUUGCUCGUGUGGGGUUUAGUAGAUGUUUGAUCUUGUUCUGUAAGAAACUCAUUGUGAUCCCAGAUAUGUUUGAUGAGAAGAUGGUUGGGACAAACUUCUGUAAGAGACUGUCCUUCAGUUUGAGGAUUUAUAAAGCUACUUCGAAGUCUCUCAAAGGAAAUCUAUAUAUUGAAUAUGAAGCCUCAUUGGUGCAAGCAGUUGGUUCUUUUGCUGAUGUAGUGCCUGGGUUGUUUAGACCUGUAUUUGAGUUUGUAAAUAGCAAUGUGGCAAUCGAGGGUAGUUUGGGGACCCCCAUUCUGUUGCUACUGGAAGACUUUCUUGAACUCAUUUGGGGUACUUUCUGCAACAACAGUGUUUUGCGUGGUAGCUUCCAUACUAGACAAUUUAGACUCUUCUUUAUGGAGAUAAAACAAUGUUGCUAA
Molecule: messenger RNA, 642 nt
Organism: Prunus armeniaca (apricot)
Lineage: Eukaryota; Viridiplantae; Streptophyta; Magnoliopsida; Rosales; Rosaceae
Source: the annotation of a GenBank genome assembly